This is a messenger RNA of Musca domestica (house fly), 5670 nucleotides long. It is a transcript of the gene Gk2, whose product is annotated as glycerol kinase. Lineage: Eukaryota; Metazoa; Arthropoda; Insecta; Diptera; Muscidae. The coding region runs from base 828 to 2570 and encodes 580 amino acids. Gene Ontology annotation, cellular component: mitochondrion. Gene Ontology annotation, molecular function: glycerol kinase activity. The transcript has 3 exons. The record is from RefSeq and is a predicted model, not a curated record. Gene Ontology annotation, biological process: glycerol-3-phosphate biosynthetic process; glycerol metabolic process; triglyceride metabolic process.
CAAGAGCAGUGCACGUGUAUGUGUGCAUGUGUAUGUAGGCGGUUUUUGUGAGCAACGGCAUAAUAUUAAAAUAAUUUUGGAAAAUAAAGAGGAUAUUAACAAAUCGUAAGCCGUCGUAUGCACUUCAAACGGUAAAAUCAUAAUCGUUCAAUUGUCGGAUAUAUUUAAAAGUAAUAAAAGAUCGAAAAAAGUAUUGUGAAAAUAAAACGUGACCUUAAAAAAAUUAGCAAAAGAAAGUGGCGUGUUAUAUUGGCAAACAAAAGAGGCAGCAGCAGCAAAAACAACAACAACAAGAGGGUACUCGUGAAUUUAAUGUGCAAAAACAAAAACUACCACAAUACGUACGUGGAGACGUCAAUAGAUAGAUAUAUUUGGCAGCCAGCAGCGGCAGCAGCAAAAAAAGUGGGCUCGUCUCCUCGUUGCUUGGGUUAUUACGUCACAAGCGACACCAUAUCGUACCACAUUCCCCAUUCAUCAUCAUUGGUGGCUUUUGGUCUGUCACCCACCACCCCCAUUCUCUAACCUGCCACAAACUACACAAUAGCGAAAAAUAGCACCAGAAUUAAAUUAAAAAAGAAGAAGAACACACUUGUGAGAAAUUGUGUGAACAAAAUAAAUAUAAACAAAUAAUUAAAUAAAAAAAGUAGCACAAAAAACAGAAGACAGAAAAACCGUGACCAUAAAUUAAUGCAGCACUCUAUAAAAACAAAAGUCUAAAAACAACAUCAUUCGACGGGGAGACGACAGCAACGUCAACGCCGACGCACUAUAACAACAUCGACAAUUUAGUAUACGACGCUAAAGAUUUAGAGGACAUCAACGACGACAUGACUGAAGGUAAAAACAUACCCACCACCCCCGGCUCCAGUGCCGAGGUGCCCUUUCGCCGCAUGGGCGAUUUUCGUAAAACAUCACUGAGCAUCAACCGGCUGGUGGGUGUCAUCGAUGAGGGCACCAAUGUGGUAAGUUUCUCGAUUUACACCACACCGGAAUUCAAAGAAAUCGCCGCUCAUCGCAUAGAGAAACAAAUGAUCAGCGUCAAAGAUGGCUGGUUCGAACAGGAUCCGGUGGCCAUUAUCAAUAACAUUUAUCGUUGUGCCGAAGUGGCGGUUAGUAAACUGCCUGCCUUGGGUUAUCGCAAGGAGGACAUCUACACGAUAGGCAUUACAAAUCAACGUGAGACGACAGUGGUGUGGGACAGCAUGACGGGUAAGCCUCUCUACAAUGCCAUCGUUUGGAAUGACAUACGCACCACCAGCACCGUGGAUCAGAUUUUGGCUAAGGUGCCCGAGCAGAAUAAGAAUCAUUUUAAAAAUAUAGUCGGUCUACCGAUUUCACCGUAUUUUUCGGCAUUGAAAAUACGUUGGCUCAAGGAUAAUGUACCGGCCGUGAGGAAGGCAUGUCGUGAGAAGCGCUGCAAAGCCGGUACCAUUGACAGUUGGAUUGUGUGGAAUUUAACAAAGGGUUCCCUGCACAUAACAGAUGUUACAAACGCUUCCCGGACCCUACUUAUGAACAUUGAAAGUCUGGAAUGGGAUCCGAUGAUGUUGAAAACUUUCUCCAUACAUGUUGAUAUGCUGCCCGAAAUUCGAAGCUGUUCCGAAAUCUAUGGUAAAAUUUGUGAUGAACGAUCCGUACUGAAUGGCAUGCCCAUUAGUGGUAUUCUGGGCAACCAACAAGCCUCGCUGCUGGGACAGAUGUGCAUUAAACCGGGACAAACGAAAAAUACCUAUCGUUCCGGUUGUUUCUUGCUCUGCAAUACGGGUACAACCCAUGUCAUCUCUUCGCGUGGUCUACUCACCACAGUUGCCUAUAAAUUGGGACCAAAUUCACCGCCCAUUUAUGCUCUGGAGGGAGCAGUGGCAGUGGCGGGUCAUGCCUUGGAAUGGUUGCAGAAUAAAGUGCGCAUAAUGCCCAAUGCCUCCGAUGCAGAGAAAUAUGCCGAGGCAGUACAGACCACGGGUGAUGUGUAUUUUGUACCCGCCUUUACCGGUCUCUAUGCCCCCUAUUGGCGCAAGGAUGCCCGUGGUAUGCUCAUAGGUUUGACACAAUUCUCCACCAAACAUCAUGUGGUGAGAGCCGCCCUGGAGGCCAUCUGUUUUCAGUCGCGUGACAUUUUGGAAUGUAUGUACAAGGAGGGUGGUUUCAAGUUCAAUAAGCUCCAUGCCGAUGGUGCUUUGUCGUCGAACAAUUUGCUAAUGCAAUUACAGGCCGAUACGGCCGGUGUCCCAGUCUUCCGUUCCCAGCUGCUGGAUUCAACGGCAUUUGGUGCGGCCAUGUGUGCUGCCCAGGCCGAAGGUGUGGAGCUGUGUAAAUUUGAUCCUGAAAAGAGACACUAUGACAACAUUUACUAUGACACCUUCCUGCCGACGAGUACCGAGGAGGAACGCAAGCAUCGUUAUGGCAAAUGGAAAAAGGCUGUGGAGCGCAGUUUCGAUUGGGUGGAUCGUGGCCAAGCUAAGACCAUGACAGAGGAACGUUAUCGCAUGCUCUCGUCGGUGCCUGGAAGUUUGUUUAUUAUCACCACAUUUGCAAUGCUGGCCCAUUCACUGCGUAAUGUCAAGGCUUAAAGACGAGAGGUGGUAAAUGUGCUCCUCACUUACAUAAAAUGAGAAAUACAAUCGAUAGACAAUCAGACUUAUAGAAGAGAUUGAGUGGAAGUGCUAGAAAAUGAAAAGGGAUUGAAAAUGUCAUCUAUAAAUUCAUGAACCAGAUUUUCUUAGACAGAUAAUUAAGAAAAUGAGAAAGAGUUCCAAAAAGUGCCGAAUUAUUUUGGAAAGGUCACCUGUAGAUAGAUAGGCAUAGAUUUUAAAGAAAAGGAUAUGGUAUCAUAAUUACAAAAUGUCUUCAUUGGUUAGAAAUUGUCAAAAGAAAAAUUAGACCUUCAUAGGGCCACCUGCGGAUAGAAAGACAUCAAGAAGUCAAAAAAAAGCUUUCGAAAAGUCUUUUGAUAGAAGGUCUUAUGACAGUAUCAGAUUUUCAAAAGUUUCCUAAUAGGAUAUAAUAUAUUCUAAAGACGUUCUAUAGAAUUAAGAAAAACAAAACAGGACUGGAGCAUUGUCAGACCACUAUUCGAAAUGUGUUUUUUCUGACACAGAUUUUCAAGGACAGUCAGAUAUUUAAGGAAAUAGAAAAGAGUUGUGGCUGAAUUUUAAAUCUAUUUUAGAGCAAUUUUGAAAAUGUAUUCUUUUAUUGUAAGGUUUAUCUCAGGAUCUUCUAGCCAUAUAUGACCUCUGGAUGGUCUUUUGUUCAUAGAGAAUAUUUUCACGGGAAAGAAGAUCUUAUGAAAGUCUUCUCGUCUUGAAGAUCUAUGAAAUGAUAAAAUUAACACUUUUGAAGGUAUUUGGGUCACAUAUGCCCAAAAAGUUCCUUUGAGAUCCAUAGAGGUCUUUCGAAGGUCUCAGAAAGUCAUUAGAAUUUAUUCAACCUUUUGAGGGGUCUCCUUGUCAUAGACGGCACUUUGAUGGCUUUAUCACAUGGCAAACUUUUCGAAAUCUUCUAGUUAUAGAAGAGAUGUUUAGGUUCUUCAAUUUAUAUAAGGCCAAAGACUACUCCUAAUUUAGGAACUUUUGAAAGUCGUUUAGUUAUAGAAGACAAUUUAAAUGUGUUCUAGAUAAUGAAAUCCUAUUGGAGCUGUUGUAGUUAUAAAAGAAAAUUUAAUGCCUUUUAGUUAUAAAUUAUCUUUUGCAUGUCCCUUUCCCAAAAAGGACCUUAUGAAGGUCUCCUUACCAUUGAAUAUCUUUAUAAAAGACUCUUUUGCAUUAAAGGUCAUUGGAAAAGCCUUUAAGCCAUGGAAAACAUCGUUUCUUGUCAUAAAAUUUCUCUUGAUUGCCAUUAGCCACGAAAGACAUUUUUAACGCCUUCCAUCUUUUGAAAACCCUUUGAAAAUUCUACACAUGGAAUCCCAUUUAAAGAAGGAAUUUACUCCGAUAUGGCUAAUUUUCUACCAGUUUUUGUAUAUUUUUCUUGGAAAAGUUAAUUUUUUUCCUAGUUGGCCCCCUUGCGAAAUAGUUUGCAAAAUGCUAUUAUCCCUCGAUAAUAGACCCCUAUGUAAAUAAAGACCUUAGAUAAAUUCAUCUUUAGAUAGAGGACUUUAGGCAGGCUUGAUCCAAAAAAUAUCUGGAGGUCUGCUAUACCUUCAUAGAAUUGUCUACAGUCAGAAGCCUAUCCAAGGUCUUAUGAGAAUAGGUUAAAGACCACUUCACCACUUUUUCUAUAGACCUAGAAGCUCUUCUAAACGACUUGAUCUUCCACGGACUAAGAAAUACCUGAAGAUCUGCUAUACCUCCUUCGAAUUUUCUACAGUCAUUAGCCUCUCCAAGGUCUUCUGAAAAUAGCUUGAAGACCCAUAUGUGAAGAAAAAUUUUCACAAGUUCUUCUAUAGAGCUAGAAGCUUUUCGGAAUGGCUUGAUCUUCCACGGACUAAAAAAUUCCUGAAGGUUUGCUAUAGAAUUUUCUACAAUCAGAAGCCUCUCCAAGGUCUUCUGAGAAUAGAUUAAAGACGCAUAUGUAAAUAAAGACCUUCACAAGUUCUUCUAUCGAGCUAGAACCUUUUCUAAAUGAUUUGAUCAUCCAUGGACUGACAAAUUGCCGAAUGUUUGCUACAGAAUUUUUAGAAUUUUAUACAAUCAGAAAUCUCUAAAGGGGUCUUCAAGAGGUCUUUGUAAUAGAUUUAAAAAUCUUCCAUUAGAAGGCCUUGGAACGGUCAUUCAACACAAGGCAUUUUAAAAUACUUCUAUCUUCAGAUGACCUUAGUAAAGCUAAACACUGCUUUAGUAAACCCUCUUUUAGAAAAUAUAUUUUAAAGGUUUUCCAUUCCACGUUUUCUAAAAACGACUUUCUGGAGGUCUUCCUUAAAAAAGAUUAUCAAUAGGUUACAAUUUUCUACUACCAGAAAUCUCUCAAGGCUCCUUUAAGAGGUCUUUCUAAUAGAUUUGAAUAUCUUCCAUUAGAAGCCCUUAAGACAGUCUCUCAUCAAACAUUUAAAAAAACUCCAUAUUUAGCUGACCUUAGUAAAAUCAAGCCCUUUAUCGGAAAAUCCCCAAAAGGAGACCUCCACAAAUUUCUCAAGAUAUCUUCAAGAGGUCUUUUUAAUCGAUUUGAAAAUCUUCCAUUAGAUGGCCUUAAAACAAUCAUUCAUCAGACAUUUUUAAAUACUUCUAUCUUUAGCUGACCUUAGUAAAUUCAAGCCCUCUAUCAGAGAAUCCUUAAAAGGAGUCUUGCGAAGGUCUUCUAUCCAUGAAUGGCUCCUUCCAACCUCAAAUAAGGCAUUUUAUCUUUAGGAAAUGCUUUUUAAAAUAUUCACGUAGGACCUUCAUGAGCUUUUUUUAGUUCAUAGAAGACCUUUAGUUUCAAGUCAACGCCAAAAUUCUCGAGAACCACAACUUCAAUUUCCAGUGCUCAAUUCUAAAAUGAUUUUAUAGACCUUAAAUUUCAUCUAGACUCCUUUUUUAUUUUAUUCGUGUUUUGUCCUUUUUUCGAAAUCAUGUAAAAACUGUAGUGUAUUUCAUAUACACAGAGAAAAAGGACUCAAAUUCUUAAAGAGAGUAAUGUUUGUACUUAUAAAGUAUUUUCCUUAAAUAUGUACUAUUAUUAUAAGCUUUAAGAUACCCAUUAGUAAUGUUUUUAAUUAAUACUGUUUUUAUUGAAUUUUACCAUUUAUAUUUUUUU